Messenger RNA from Mesocestoides corti, 3129 nucleotides. NCBI's taxonomy places the organism in Eukaryota, Metazoa, Platyhelminthes, Cestoda, Cyclophyllidea, Mesocestoididae. The record is from the annotation of a GenBank genome assembly.
AUGCAGUACAACGUUUGCGUCGUACUCUGUGCUUGUUUGUGCAUUUGGCAACAAUGCACGUGGACGGCGGUGGAAGGACAACGGGUAACUGAGACAAUCCCCCUCUUGCCCUACUUCAACAAUGGGUUGCCCAGGGUACUGGUUGAAAAGCGCACAGACAAGAUGGCGGCGGCGCUGGGAAACGGCCAAGUCACGUGGAGCGACGGCGAAGACAUUCAACUGCGCGUCGACUACUACUGCGCGCACGAGAGGGAGUGCCACGGCGAGUUCAGCCUCAACGGUUCCCAGCAGAUGAUGGGCAUAGACAGCUUCGAUGCGUCGAGUAGACACGCGGACACGCAUUCGGCCACGGCGCGUCUGGUGGCGCUGCACGAGCAGGGCUUCGCACUGGUCGGUUUCCGGCUCACCCUCUGGAAGAACACAGUUCAGGAGGGCUACGUGCACGGUCAGUACAUGGUGCACCUGAAGCCACCAGAAGCACGGGUCCUCACGAAGGGCUGCACCUUCAAAGUCACCAUGUACUCCAGAAUUAACCUGAUGGUUUUUGAGUUCGAUCCGACCGCCUUCAUGCCGAGUGGACUGCUGUGGCACACACUGGUGCUGUUCAGGCGAGUUCGGAUUAAGAAGUGGCCUGACACCAUGUCGGUGUACGUGCCGAUUCUGGUGAUGCGCAGAUCGCCCUUCAGCCUGGUUCCACUCAACUUCUACUACUUCAGAGACGUGGUAUUUGAGUUAGGCGACAACGGCAGGCUUUUCGUGAAGGGAACAACGGCACAGGGCAUGAACCAGCAGAACAACGGAGUGUACACGGUGCGCUGGUUCUACCAUAACCGCCAGCACAUCGUGGACGAGAGCUGUGAGAACACGGGUAGCGUGCAGUACUGGGCCAACCUCCCACCUCUUGAGCCGAUUUUCGCGCACAGCACAAUGGAUAAACCAGAGCAGUGGUCAUUCAACAUCCCGGCCUUGCAGAAAGCGGUUUACGAAGAAGAAUCCAAACAACUGGUAGCGUGUGUUUGGACAGAUGUCUUCCAGAAGAUCCCAAAGAAAAGGGAAUUCACUCUCGCCACUCACAGGUACGCAUUCUACUCAGAAGGUGAAGAUCUUGGCUUCCUGAUGUACGCCUAUGUACUGGAGGAACAAAGUCCAUCAUUGGAAAAGUACGUCUGCUCGACCGAGUCCAUGGAGGUCUUAGGUAUCGGUCCGUAUAGACCCUGCCCACAGAACGAAGACGCCUUCAAGGUUUAUCCCCACGUCUCGAUUGACCGCCACCACAUGCGAUUCACAAUCCGCGGGGAAUUUACUAGUAAAAACUACACGAUGAAAAAAGGAUUCCACGCCGCUGUCAUCCACGGUCCAAGAGGUCGGUUGGCCGAACACGUCUUUAAACGCUUCAGGAGGUUGCCCGCAUACGAAAGGACCUUCGAAAGCAUGAACGUUACUUUGCCAAUGAGAGUACCGUGGAGACAGGGCAUGCUAAUGCGGGUAGAGAUUCACCAAUGGGAGACAAAGAACGUGUUUCGCGCGAUGAUAAUGGACGCAGACAACAAAGUCCACGUUAAUCCGAUGGUGGCCACCCACACACAACCCGUUGAGAUUAAGUGUUUGGAGAAUCGGCUGGGUGUGAUGGCGACCAGGGCGCGAAUUGAGUACGUGCAGGUACACGCAGACCUCGGGGGACGCAACUACGUGCUGAUUGGUUCCUACACACCACAAAAAGGAGCGCGGAUAGAGCCCAAGAACAUCGAUAGCUCUGCGAGGCUGAUUGUGAAUGUCAGAAAACAGAGACCAUCACAGCUGAGAUUUCGUGCAAUGGCUUUCCACAUGCACCGUUUCCAUGGUUUUCGAUGUCGCGUGAAAACGGAAGGCGACUGGUUUCCCCUACACGAGGUGGUUAACAAGCAGCCAGUUUGUUUCGUGCGGCGGCCCCCACCCGUCAUCUUAACCGUGGACAACAGCACCGUGCCACCGGAAGAAGACGGCGCAGUCCUCCAACACCAGAGCCUCAAGGUCUACCAGACGUCCUGCAUUCGACCCGGUGGUGAACUACUCUUCACCUGCAGCGAGUGGCGCGAGAUAGGCGUCUGCGACCACCUGCCCAGAGUUGAGAACAUCUACAAAGUCGACACAGACCUCAUCAUCCACAACGCCCAACGAAAGGAGUACACCAUUCGGAAACCGGUUUUCGAUCGAUUCGGCAGGGGACAAGUCAAGAUUGCCACCGUUCCGUACGACUGGCAUUUAGCUGAGGUAACCUGCCGCCGAAAGGUCUACCUUCCCGGGAAGACGUCACAACGCCUAAUCGUCGACCAGUACUCUUCUGUCGCACGGCUUUGCGUAAGCCGAUUGAAAUUCAGCUUCUACGUCACACACGUGGGCAUUGACAAGAAAAUAGGGCUGACCAUGAACUUUGAGGAGUUGAAGAAGCGCAACGCGGUGAACGAGUUGAACACUCGAGUGGUUAACACCUUGACGGAGGGCUCGGCCGUAAUCUGCACGGUGUCCGACAACACCAAGGUCACCGAGACGAAAAUUAAGCAGCACAACACCGAGACAGAGAGUGGCAGGCCGCCAAUCAAGGUGUUCAGCUUUGACAACGUCUCAAUCGCCAUCUUGCUUAAUACUGACAUUGGCAGCGGCAAGAACACGAUUAGCAUAUACUGCCAGACAAAACGGUCAAACUCGCAAAUAACAGCCAAAUCCGACACACUGCGUUUGACAGUCCGCGAGGCAGCAAUGAAGGAGGCGGGGUCGUCGGAGUUGAGACAGCUCUUCGGCGAGAUCAUCACGACGACAGUGGUGGCGACACUCAUCGCGGGCAUCUGCCCGCUUAUUGUUAUGGUGAAAGAGGUCAGACGCGCUCGAAGACACGAAAAACGUCGCGCCGAGGCGGCCAGAAAGUUGAGACGUCUCAAUUACCUUAAAGAGAUGGGCCUAGGAGGGCACGACACCAGCGAACGGGUCGGCAACAGGGGGAGCAUCCGAAUGCGUUUGCCAGAAAGCAGACACAGGAGAGGCCUAGAAACAGAUGUCGACGACGACGACGACGACGAUGACGCUUACGGCGAUGCCCAAACGCUGGAGGAGAGCAUGAAGGAUAACAGCGAAGUUGGCAGCAAGUACGAGUGA